GUUACAACAAUGCCAUAGAUACAAAAUUCAUUACAUAUUUAAAAACAAGAAACACAACAUGUAAGUUAAGGAAGCUGGAAGAUUUGCUUUCGCCUAAGCCAUUUUCAUAGAACCUGAAGACAGCAAAAGAAAGAAACAUGAUCCACUUUUGUUCUGGUUUGGUUAAAGUAACCUUAAAUACUGUUGGGGUCAAUGACUACACGGAUAACAUCAAAUGGCUUACUUUGGAUGAAGCACUGAAAAGCAGCAAAGAAUUAAAGCUUCCUAUACUUGUAUUUAUACAUCUCCCACUGUGCGAAUCCUGCAACCGUUUAAGGCCGAUAAUUGAAUCAUCAGAAGAAAUAAUUACCCUGAGCAAGGACUUCCUGAUGGUCCAAAUAAAUGAACAAAAUGUAAAAGACGAUUUUCGCAUAGAUGGCCAGUACACACCUCGUAUUAUUUUCCUAUCGCCAGAUGGGAAGCCUCUGCCGCAAUUCAUCAACAAACUAGGAAACCCAAACAUCAAAUACUAUUAUCCAAACGCGAAAAGUAUUGUAAAAGCAAUGUCUGAGGUUUCCCUGGCAUAUCCGGUAAAGUGUCCCACAGACAAGCCCUGUCACCUACAUGGAGUUCAGAAUUCAAAUUGGAAAAGAUCUGCUGAUAAACAACAUUAAAAACAGAUUGUUUCAUUUGAGGGCCCAAUGUGAUCUACUAAUGGCAGUCAGAAUGUAAAUUUAAGCUUGAAAAACACCACCGACAAUAUGUAUAAAUACACAUAAAUAAUGUCAA
Messenger RNA from Cimex lectularius (bed bug), 768 nucleotides. Its product is annotated as thioredoxin domain-containing protein 12-like. The record is from RefSeq and is a predicted model, not a curated record. The transcript is spliced from 2 exons. Bases 138 to 653 code for a protein of 171 amino acids. NCBI's taxonomy places the organism in Eukaryota, Metazoa, Arthropoda, Insecta, Hemiptera, Cimicidae.